GACGUAUUUGUAGUAUGUGAUGUCAUAUUAGACGUGAUCGUCGUGUCCGUUAGUUUUAGCGCAAAAUCAUUGUUUUGUCAUUGUGAAGAGUAUCUUAUUCUUAGAAGUCUCGUAUUGGAAUUUUAGGGUUCAUUUUACAGUUUAUAGGUAUUCAUUAAAUCAUGGCUCGUACAAAACAGACUGCUCGAAAGUCUACUGGUGGUAAAGCUCCUCGUAAACAGCUAGCUACCAAAGCAGCUCGUAAGAGUGCACCAUCCACUGGUGGUGUGAAGAAGCCUCAUCGUUACAGGCCAGGUACUGUUGCCCUUCGUGAAAUCAGACGUUACCAAAAGUCCACUGAGUUGUUGAUUAGAAAGUUGCCAUUCCAGCGUCUGGUUAGAGAGAUUGCACAGGACUUCAAAACAGACUUGAGGUUUCAGAGUGCUGCAAUUGGUGCUUUACAGGAAGCUAGUGAAGCAUACCUUGUAGGUCUGUUUGAAGAUACCAACUUGUGUGCUAUCCAUGCUAAACGUGUCACUAUCAUGCCAAAAGAUAUCCAGUUGGCAAGAAGGAUCCGGGGAGAACGUGCAUAAAUGCCUUUUUGGUUCACAAUUUUCAGUAAAUACGUCUACCUAUCACCAGUUUCUUCGUGUACCAUUUCAGAACGUUUUUACUUGCAAAUGACUGAUGGAAUGAUCUUUGAAUUUAACCAUCUUUGUCUCCAGAUCAUUUUGUAAAAUUUAGGUUUGUAA
Molecule: messenger RNA, 731 nt
Organism: Limulus polyphemus (Atlantic horseshoe crab)
Lineage: Eukaryota; Metazoa; Arthropoda; Merostomata; Xiphosura; Limulidae
Product: histone H3.3
Exons: 3
Coding region: 162-572 (136 amino acids)
Cellular component (GO): nucleosome
Molecular function (GO): protein heterodimerization activity; DNA binding; structural constituent of chromatin
Source: RefSeq, a predicted model, not a curated record